Molecule: messenger RNA, 1697 nt
Organism: Cuscuta epithymum
Lineage: Eukaryota; Viridiplantae; Streptophyta; Magnoliopsida; Solanales; Convolvulaceae
Source: the annotation of a GenBank genome assembly
GAGCAACUGAGCUUUGUCAAUUGGUCUGCCUUCCAACAUCCGAAAAUCCACAACUUCCAAUUAGAUCGACAAUAAAAUCUGUGUAGAAAUCCCUAUUUCUGUUCUACCGGUAUUAGCAUGUAGGUUCAGCUUGCGUGUUGAUCAUUGUCUGAAAAAUGAUUGCGAUUUAGAGUAUGCAAUACGGGUAUGGGCCUUGAUGCUUUGUUUGUUUUCAUUUCACAUGUUAGGAAGAAAUUCAAUAAUAAGUACGCAAUCGGAUUUGGUAAUGGAGGUCCGUAUGUCUAGGCUUCAAGUAAGAUGUUUGUAUUCAUGCUUUUAAUUGGUUGUGCUCAUUUCCUUCAUUUCACAGCUCUUAAAGAUAUCUAGGUAUUCAGGGGUAUGGCUGAAAAAGACAGAAUCAGUGGACUUCCUGGGGAUCUACUUGACCAUAUUUUGGGGUUCCUACCAAUCUCAGAUGCUGCUAGAACUUCUGCUUUGUCUACAGUUUGGAGAGAUGUUUGGUUAAGUCUUUCCCAACUCAUCUUUGACACUAAUUUUUUCGAUCACAUCAGACCCUUCAUUGCAGAAUCAGCCAUGUCUGUAAUCAACAAAAUUCUUAUGAAGCACAACGGACCUAUUCGAAAAUUUGUUUUCCAUUUUUGCAUGUUUUAUUUGGUAAGAGAAGAUGCGAACAAGUCUAGAUGGGUUGAGUUUGAUGAAUGGUUACUUUUUCUCACAAGAAAUAGGGUUGAAGAAUUGGACCUAUCUUUUCUCCCAUGUGCAUACAUAUUACCUGAUUUCAUAUUUUCCUGCUCAACCCUCAAGAAGUUGCGUCUUUUUGGAGUGUUUGUUGAACCAAUAAAGGCCCCGUGUAUAUUUCCCAAUGUCACUUCUCUUCGUCUUCAACAUGUUCUCUUUGAUUCCAGAAAUCUUCUUCAUUCUCCCACUUCUCUUCCCAUGCUCAAGAGUCUCGACUGUGAAAAUAUAUCUGAUUUCAACAUUACUGCCCCGAAACUUAGAAGUUUAAAAUUUUUUGGUGCUAAUUUUCAUGGUGUUCUUCCAUUUACCCUGGACUUGAAACCGAUCUGCUAUCUUCAUCUCUACCAUUGUUCUGCCAAGGAUAUUAUUAAAGAAUUAACUAGAUUGGGUAAACAAGGAACUACACUGAAUGUGGGCCAACUCAAGCUGCGUUUGUGUGCUGAAGAGGAUGAGAUUUCUGCCUUCAUUAAUUUGUUGCGAAUUUGCCCAAAGCUGUAUAAACUUGGUAUACAACUAUUUAACAACGUUGUGCCAACUACUACAAACGCGUUGGAGCAUUCAGAGUUUAUUGUGGCCGGGAUAUGCCAAAAUGUUCAUACAUUGAAUCUUUCUUGUGCAUUUAGAGGGUCAUUGCCGGAAAUGCUACUCUUCAAGUGGCUUCUUGCGUGCUUUCCCAUGCUUGAGAGGAUUUCCAUAUCUCAAAGAAUAACAUUUUGCUCCAACACGGAGUUAAAAAACAAACAGGAGCUUUUACACUUCCUUCGAGCUUCUUCAAAAGCUGACAUCUUUUACACUGAAAAACUUAAUUAGAAUUGUAGUCUAUUUUAAUUACGUAGUAUUUUGUAAUAGUAUACAUGACUGUUUUUGAAGUCAUUUGUAUGUAGUACGUGCUGCUCAGUACGACCAAGUUUCGACCUCUAAAUCUUGAGCAAUGUUACCUAUUAAAUUUUAGGCUUAAA